Molecule: messenger RNA, 1921 nt
Organism: Trematosphaeria pertusa
Lineage: Eukaryota; Fungi; Ascomycota; Dothideomycetes; Pleosporales; Trematosphaeriaceae
Exons: 4
Coding region: 409-1854 (481 amino acids)
Cellular component (GO): membrane
Source: RefSeq, a predicted model, not a curated record
CACGUGCGCGGGUCGUCGUGCGCACAUGGCUGCGGUAGCGAAGAACAUGAUCACCACGACCCGCGCAUGCCGGGCCGAAUCCAUCAAUCUUCCACCAGAAUCCCAUCCCAAAUUCCCAUCGAUCAAAGCAAGAAAACACCUUGCAACCGAUCAUGCGGCUCUCCAUUCUUUGACCGCCGGCGAUUGGUGCCCACACCUGCCGCUUCGGGCGAAACCGACACCGGAACACGAGGGGCGAGGUUGGAGGAAGUGUCGCGUGCUUCUACUCGUUGGUGACGCCGCGCUAUCGCCAGAUGCCGUAUGGCGUCUCAUGAGUCACCAGCCUCCAUCUUCCGCUCCGCUGCCUCGAGGAUUUCUCAACGCCGUCACAGCCUUCGGUCCUCCUUCCAGGCCGUUCAAUGAAGCGCCAUGAGCUUGCCGCCGCCGCCAAAGGCCGUGAACGACCAUGGUAAGAACGAUGAGCUCGCGAGCGAGCUUCAGGAUGCCUUUUCCGUUAAGUCGGAUGAGAAGCCUGAUGACUCGCUGAACGCCGCGUUCAGCGGGGCAAUUCGCGCACCUUCGCCGGACCCCUCGGUCCACUCCAUCGACAACUCGCACAACGCACGAGUUGGCCGCAACCCCAAUUACCUGCCGGUACCAGAUGGUCGUAGACAUGCAUCUCGUUCGCCAGGCCCGCCGCGCACCUGGAAGGGCAAGGCGAAGCUGUUCUGGGUGACGAAUAAAGGGCUCGCACUUGUCUUGCUUUCUCAGCUUUUCGGGACGCUGAUGAACGUCACUACGCGUAUGCUGGAAAUCGAAGGAAACAAUGGACAAGGCUACCAUCCUUUCCAGAUCCUCUUUGCGCGAAUGGGAAUUACAGUCAUUUGCUCAUCGAUCUAUAUGUGGCGUGCAAAGACAGAGCACUUCCCGUUCGGCAUGAAGGAAGUCCGCCCGUUGCUGAUAGCUCGUGGUUUGACAGGCUUCUUUGGAGUCUUUGGGAUGUAUUAUUCCUUGUUGUACCUCCCGCUGGCCGAUGCCACAGUCAUAACCUUCCUCGCCCCUAGCCUCGCUUGCUGGGCCUGUUCGUACCUGAUCAACGAGCCCUUCACGCGAAUGGAGCAAAUAGCCGCAUACAUCUCCCUCUUCGGAGUAUUCCUCAUCGCUCGACCCGUCUCCCUAUUCUCCUUCCUCUCGCACAGCAAAGAUUCGGUACCUCCGGCUAGCGGGAAUCCAGACUUUGUCCCCAGUCCUACGAAUAUGACCGCUGAAGCCCCACACCAUUUUGCCGCCGAUUACGACGAUGUCACACCAGCUCAGCGUGCAGCCGCUGUAGGGGUGGCCUUGUUAGGCGUGUUUGGAGCAGCCGGCGCGUAUACGACUAUCCGAUGGAUAGGGAAGCGGGCGCACCCCCUCAUUUCAGUCAACUAUUUCGCUACAUGGUGCACGAUAGUGAGCAUUGUGAUGAUGUUUGCGCUGCCGGGCGUGGGUUUCCUGCUGCCGAAGAGCAUCAAAGAUUGGUGCUAUCUUCUCUUCUUAGGUGUUUGUGGAUUCGUCAUGCAAUUCCUUCUCGCCGCUGGAUUGCAGUAUGAGAAGUCGUCCCGAGCGACCAAUAUGGUAUACACGCAAAUGCUUUUUGCUUUGACUUUCGACAAGCUAGUGUUCGGGACGACCCCGACGGCGCUAUCUAUUAUCGGUUCCUCACUGAUCUUGGGCUCUGCUAUCUACGUGGCGGUGCACAAGGAAGUUGGGAAAAGGGAGGGAGAUCGUCGAGGUAGAUCGUCGCGAGAGGAAGAGAGGGGCCUGAUGUCGCCGAAUUUACUCGGGGAGAUCGAUGAUGACGACGAUGCAGCGAUUCAAAUGAGGACACUGCGAUGAGAGGUCGAGGAUGAAGCCCUCCUUGAGGUUUGCAGUAAGAAUAGAAUUGGACGUAUUCAUGGAAAUA